AUGGGUGUCGGACGUCGCAUUGGGAAAAAGCAGGGUCCUCCACAGCCGCUCGAUGAAUCCAAAAUAAAAGGCGGUAAAAAGGUGGUUAAGAAGCGAAAAGCAGACAAAGCAGACAACCCAAAUCAUACUCCCCAGGGAACCAAGCGACGGAGAGGAGCUGAUGAUGAAGAAGAGACAAGGCCAAAAAGCGCAAAGACCAAUGGCGCAAGCCCUGGGAGAUCGAAUGAUGUGAAGAAGAAGAGUGCGAAGCCCUCACUCGCAGAGAGUGCGCCUCACAGGACCGGCAAGAAGAAGGCUCCCAAGCCGGUUGAAAUAUCCGAACUUGAAGGUUCUGAUGAAGAUUUGGAUGAUGAGAUGCUCGACGACGAGUUUGGCGAUCUAGACGGGGUCAGUGACGGGUCAGACAACCUGGACGACCUGGACCAGGCAGACUCUGACCUCGACAGCCAUUCGGCGUUUGAUUCUGAUGAAGAGCGGCCGAGGGAGAAGAUGUUCUCUGACGAUGAGGAUCUUUCAGAUGCAGAGGAGAUGCUUACGGCCGCCAAUAUAGAGGGUCUGUCCAGGAAAUUGGAUAUGCAAAAGGAAGAAGAGGCUGCGCAGGCAGAACUUGAGCUGCAGGAGGCUGCUCUCCAGACGAACAUUGCAGGCGACAGACCGGAUGUAUUUGCUGAACACGAUAAUCUCACAGCUGGAUUGGCUCCAAACCUCCAGUUGCUCCGAACGCGCAUAACGGAUACUAUCCGUAUUCUUGGUGACUUGGGCACGUUAGGUCAACCAGGGAAAUCUCGCACAGAUUACACCGACUUACUCCUAAACGACAUAUGCGUAUACUAUGGCUACACACCCUACCUUGCGGAGAAGCUGUUUUCUCUGUUCACCCCGCUUGAGGCAUUCUCCUUCUUCGAGGCCAACGAGUCUCCCCGACCUAUCGUUAUCAGAACAAACACACUUCGCACCAAUCGACGUUCGCUUGCACAGGCCUUGAUUAACAAAGGAGUUGUUUUGGAGCCCGUUGGAAAAUGGUCAAAGGUUGGCCUUCAGGUUUUCGAGUCCCCAGUUCCCCUGGGUGCCACCCCAGAGUACCUCGCCGGACACUACAUCCUUCAAGCUGCAUCCUCCUUUCUCCCCGUCAUGGCGCUCGCACCUCAACCACAUGAACGUAUCCUCGACAUGGCAGCUGCUCCCGGUGGUAAAACCACCUACGCCUCUGCCCUGAUGAGGAACACUGGUAGCAUUCUCGCGAACGAUGCCAGCAAAAGCCGUGCCAAGGGUCUGAUCGGAAAUAUCCAUCGUCUGGGAUGUAAGAACACCAUCGUCUCGAACAUGGACGCACGAACGGCGUUCCCCAAGGCCGUUGGCGGAUUCGACCGAGUGCUGCUCGAUGCGCCCUGUUCUGGAACCGGCGUUAUCGCCAAGGACCCGAAGGUGAAGACAUCCAAGACAGAGCGAGACUUUUUGGCACUGCCACACAUGCAGAAGCAACUACUGCUAGCCGCUAUCGAUUCUACCAACCACGCCUCGAAGACAGGCGGAUAUAUAGUUUACUCAACAUGUAGCGUUACGGUUGAAGAGAACGAAGGCGUCGUACAAUACGUACUACGGAAGCGACCCAACGUGAAGAUAGUCGACACUGGGCUGGGAAGCUUUGGAACUCCCGGCUUCAAGAGCUACAUGAACAAGAAGUUCGACGACAAGAUGCCGCUGACACGGCGAUACUACCCGCACCGUGAAAACGUCGACGGGUUCUUCGUUUGCAAGCUGAAAAAGACUGGUCCCAGCCCUACGGAGACGACCCAGCAGGAACCAGGAACGGCUGAAAGUGGCGAGGAGGUCAUUGAUAGGACGCCCAUCGCUGCGGAGACUACUGAUGGCGAGGACGGCUUUGGUCCCUUUGACGAAGACGAAGACGCGCAGUACAUCGCUCGCGCCGAGAGGAACAAGGCCCGUCGCCACGGUAUAAACCCGAAGGCAGUCAAGGGAGGUACUAAGGAGAAAACUGAGAAGAACGAGAAGAAGAAGGACGAGAAAAAGGAGAAAGAGAAAGAGAAGAAACAAAAAGGGGCAAAAGGGAAGACUUCCACGUGA
Messenger RNA from Arthroderma uncinatum, 2085 nucleotides. RefSeq names its product S-adenosylmethionine-dependent methyltransferase superfamily domain-containing protein. Gene Ontology annotation, molecular function: rRNA (cytosine-C5-)-methyltransferase activity; RNA binding. The transcript has a single exon. Gene Ontology annotation, biological process: rRNA base methylation; maturation of LSU-rRNA. The coding region runs from base 1 to 2085 and encodes 694 amino acids. The record is from RefSeq and is a predicted model, not a curated record. Gene Ontology annotation, cellular component: nucleolus. NCBI's taxonomy places the organism in Eukaryota, Fungi, Ascomycota, Eurotiomycetes, Onygenales, Arthrodermataceae.